UGGGAACCCAACCCACAGGAGAUGAAGCUGGUCAUGUGGUAAAACAAGAUGGCGUCUCUAGCCUGAUGGAUCAUGCGUUGUGAUCGACAAAGAUCUGAUUACUUUAACAAGAUCUGGUGAAUGACGUGAGGCUGGAAGUUAUCAUAUCGUCAAUGCCGUUGCAGUGAGAGGCUUUGUCCACACACACACGCACCAACACACACACCAUAGGAAUUGCAGCAGUAAAAUGGCUCUAACUGUUUUUGAUAAUGAUGAAUACAGACCUCCUGUGUGGAAAUCAUACUUGUACCAGUUACAGCAGGAAGCACCCCAUCCUAGACGGAUCACAUGCACCUGUGAGGUAGAAAACCGCCCCAAAUACUAUGGAAGAGAGUACCAUGGUAUGAUUUCAAGAGAAGCAGCUGAUCAGUUGCUUAGUGUUGCAGAAGGCGGUUACCUCAUUCGGGAAAGCCAGCGACAGCCUGGAACCUACACAUUAGCUUUACGAUUUGGAAACCAAACGAGAAAUUUCCGCCUCUACUACGAUGGCAAACAUUUUGUUGGGGAAAAGCGAUUCGAGUCCAUCCACGACCUGGUGACUGAUGGGCUGAUCACUCUCUAUAUAGAAACCAAGGCAGCGGAGUACAUUGCAAAGAUGACAAUCAAUCCAAUUUAUGAGCACAUCGGAUACACCACGUUAAACCGAGAGCCAGCGCACAAGAAGCAUGUGCCAGUCCUUAAAGAAGCACCAGACGGGAAAGAACCGCUGGCAGAAGAUGCCAACCUGGAGGAGAGGCUGACUUCGCUGGUUAGGAGAGCCACUCUGAAGGAGAACGAGCGAACUCCUAAAUAUGAAAAAGUCCACAAUUUCAAGGUUCACACGUUUAGGGGGCCUCACUGGUGUGAAUACUGUGCCAACUUCAUGUGGGGUCUCAUUGCUCAGGGAGUGAAAUGUGCAGACUGUGGUUUAAAUGUUCACAAGCAAUGUUCCAAGGUGGUUCCAAAUGACUGCAAGCCAGACCUGAAGCAUGUCAAAAAGGUCUACAGCUGUGACCUUACCACGCUGGUAAAAGCCCACAACACAAAGCGGCCAAUGGUGGUAGACAUGUGCAUACGAGAAAUCGAGUCUAGAGGUCUGAAGUCAGAAGGGCUGUAUAGAGUAUCAGGGUUCAGUGACUUAAUAGAAGACGUCAAGUUGGCAUUCGACAGAGAUGGCGAAAAGGCAGAUAUUUCUGUGAAUGUUUAUGAAGAUAUCAAUAUUAUCACUGGUGCACUUAAACUGUACUUCAGGGAUUUGCCCAUUCCCGUGAUCACAUACGAUGCCUACCCGAGAUUUAUUGAAGCUGCAAAGCUCACAGACCCUGAUGAGCAGCUAGAGGCCCUUCAUGAAGCACUGAAGCUUUUGCCACCUGCACACUGUGAAACACUGAGGUAUCUCAUGGGGCACUUGAAGAGGGUGACUCUCAAUGAGAAGGACAGUCUCAUGAAUGCUGAGAACCUGGGGAUUGUGUUUGGUCCCACCCUGAUGCGAGCACCAGACCUGGAUGCAAUGGCAUCUCUCAAUGACAUUCGCUAUCAGAGACAGGUGGUGGAGUCCCUGAUAAACAAUGAGGACAUUUUGUUUUAAAAAAAAGUGUACUGAACUCAAUGGAUGAAGGAAAUAUGUUUUUUUUGUUAGAUUCAGCUUUGAGGCUGAAAUGUUAAUUGUUGUUUUGUUUUUUGUUUUUUUUUGCAUAGAGACUUGAAAAGGAAGGAAAGUUUUUAUUGUAAUUUCACACUCCAAUGGACCUGAUAAAAAGAGACCUUUUUCCCCCCUAUUGCUGGGUGUGGAUUAUGUAUUUAAAGCUAACCCUGUUGCAUGACUGACUCCCCAUUUUUGUCGGGGGUUGUUUUACAGAAAUGGACCAAACUUGGCGGAGUUUCUUUAUUUUGGAUAGGUGUAAUUCAGCAUGUGUUUAAGUAUGUGAAGUCGUAAAGGUUGUGACUUGGCUUUUCUCUUGUCCUGUGAAUGUAGUUCAUAUUGCAAUAUGGGCAGAUUUUGUAAAACACUAUAUCUGGAUGUUACAUAGAUACUGUAUUAAGUUCUUUUACCCUGUAUUUGAUUUGUUUUUUUAUAUUUUCUUUUGGGUCAAGCCUCUUUCUAACAGAAAUAAAGUAAUCUUGUGUACUCUCAAUGUUAACUGAAGUAACCCUGUCUUCACAAGCUGUUGCACUGCAUGUGCAACAUUUUGUUAUUGUUUAGUUGUAAGUUUUUUGCAUUUGGUUUCCGCAUGCAUAUGCUAUAUAUAUAUAUAUAUAUAUAUAUAUAUAUAUAUAUAUAUAUAUAUAUAUAUAUAUAUAUAUAAAUAAUUAAUUUAUUAAAUCUUGAUUUCAAGAAUCAUAUGUGUUGUGUUGAACUUUAUGAUGUACAUCAUAUACAAGCUCCCAAGUUUGUUGAUUAACCAGGCUGUUAAAUACAUAAUUUAACAGAGGCAUUAUAAAUAGCUUGUAUUACUGUACAUCUCAACGUGUGGCAGACAUCUUCCCCAGCAUAGAACACGUGACAAAAUUCUAAAGGUUAAAAACAACUAUUUAUGUUUGAUAAUAGUUUGAGUACAACUUAGUUUAUAUGGUGUGUAAUAAGUUAAAACGUUGUGUGUAUGGUGUCUCUUAUCACAAGACAUCAUUUUUCACAGUAUCAGCAGCUAGGACCUAAACUUUACAUCACUUCUACUAUAAGAGACAACACACAGACAACAUAUUAGCUUAUACAAUACAAUACCAUAUAUUGACAUCAUAACAUAUGUAUUUAUGUAUUAAACCACAAAUAAGCCCACAUCCUUUUACCACCCUUGUCAUUGUAUUCAUAUGAAACAGAGAUUACUUCUUUAUAAAUGACUUAUUUUUUAAAUAACAAUACUCACCUGUAUAUGCUUUCUAACACUGCUGUUAAUUAAGAUUGUUUUGAGGGGAAAUAAACCUGUUCCACAGA
Acipenser ruthenus (sterlet) is the source of this 2950-nucleotide messenger RNA. RefSeq names its product chimerin 1 (gene chn1). Bases 227 to 1606 code for a protein of 459 amino acids. The transcript is spliced from 14 exons. NCBI's taxonomy places the organism in Eukaryota, Metazoa, Chordata, Actinopteri, Acipenseriformes, Acipenseridae. The record is from RefSeq and is a predicted model, not a curated record. Gene Ontology annotation, biological process: positive regulation of GTPase activity; regulation of small GTPase mediated signal transduction; signal transduction. Gene Ontology annotation, molecular function: GTPase activator activity.